CUGUAUUUCAUGUCUCUACAGAUGGCUUCUACUUUGUCCACAGCAGUCAUUAUGUGUCUCUUAUCCUGUUUGAGGGGGAAAAAAAACUAAACUUUUACCCUAAUUUUUCGGGAGGGCUUUUCAUGUGACUCUUGGGCCUCUAAUGUGCUGAGUAGGUUUCAUAACCACAGAGUCAGUGAAACCCAUUAAAAGCCGGUUGUGUAAUUUCUGUGUCAAGUUCAGGUUUGAGGGCCAUUUAAAACUCAGAUGUAGGGAAAGAUGGCGGUCAGUCAGUCCAUGGGAAAUUGUAUCGAUCGCCUCUGUCAUCAGAUCAACCUGCCGGCUCCUGAUCCCCUAAUCCACUACAACCACCAAAUUUCUCAUACAUUUUGACGUCCAACUUUCAUGCUCUUAUGUGUUGGUUCGUUUUUAAUCUCUGUGUUUCCAAGUUGCUGCUCGACCUCUGAGGUUUGAUCUGUGAGUGUUGUGCUUUGCUUCUGUAAUCCUGCCAACCGCCCAUCUCCAUCCCCAUCCCUCCGUCUAUCACUCCAUCCAGGGGAUUUGACUGCCAUUAAGAGAUGGCUUUUUGCUGUGUGUGUGUGUGUGUAUUUAUGGGGUUGAAGCUGAGAGGAUGAGGCGUAAAAACGCAACCACAAACCUUUUUUUUUCUGAUAGAGAACUGUGUCAAGCAGCAGGAGCUCUCUCAGUUACGCCGCUGGAUGUGUAGGGUGCGGACUGAUAUGGGACGGACAGGAUGGACACAUGCGUGAAUAUUUGGAUUGGGACUUUGAACACAUAUGGAUGCAACUAUCUGCAAAUAUCUACAGACUUCCGUUAAUCCUGGCAUGUCCCAGAUGAGAGACUACCGUAAUGACUGUCAUCACUUUCACUGUCUCAGUGCUGUGCCUGCUGCCUCAGGCAGUGCUGGCACGGUGGGCUUGUGUUCGGGCCUGCCCGGCGUCCUGCACCUGCACCCAGGAGAAGAGCUGCAGCGUUCUCUGCGACCGCUCCGGCCUGGCUGAGCUGCCCAAAGAGUUCCCCUGUGAGGCAUCGGCCAUCAACCUGGACAAGAACAGGCUCAAGUUCCUGUCAGAGAGGGCGUUCGGUACCCUGCCCUCCCUCAAGUCUCUCUCUCUGGACCACAACAACAUCUCCUUCAUUACCCCUGGAGCCUUUAAGGGCCUCUCCAACCUGGUAGUGCUGAAAAUGGCCAACAAUGAGUACAUCAGCUACCUUCACACCCGCACGUUUACGGGGCUGAAGAAGCUGGUGCGUCUGGACCUGUCGAACUGUAACCUCUUCAGCAUCCCCGACCGCAUCUUCAUCGAGCAAACAGCGCUGACGGAGCUGCUUUGUUUCCAAAACAACUUCAGGAGGAUCCCAGGAGCCCUCCGGGGAAUGGAGAACCUGACUCACAUCUACCUGGAGAGGAACAAGAUAGAGGCGGUGGCCUACAACUCCCUGCUGGGCCUGGGUAAUCUCAGGUACCUGAACCUCCAGGAGAACCGCAUCAAUGUGAUCCAUGACCAGGCCUUCCAGGACCUUGUUCGACUGGAGAACUUCUACCUCAAUGACAACCUGUUGUCUGAUCUGCCCAGGCUGGCCUUUAAAGGCCUCAGCCGGCUCAAGAUGCUCAACCUCGGGGGGAACCUGUUGACCAACGUCUCAAAGACCUGGUUCAGUGACCUGGUGGAGCUGGAGGUCCUGUACCUGGACAGGAACCAGCUGCUAUUCAUCGAGGAAGGCACGUUCGAGAACCUGACCAGCCUGAUCACGCUCCACCUUAACAGCAACAACCUCACCACCCUUCCCUUCCCCGUCUUCCAGCCCAUCUACUUCCUGGGUCGUCUGUACCUCUUCAGGAACCCCUGGGAAUGUGACUGCUCCCUGGAGUGGCUGAAGGAGUGGAUGGAAAACUACAAGCUGGUGCGGGAUAUUCCGUGCGCGUCGCCUUCCUCCGUGGCUGGACUAGAUCUCAGCGAGGUGGUGUUCGCCAAGGUAAAUGGCACCUGUAUAGACCCAGCAGAGCUCAACCUGACCACGGCUUCCUCAGAGAUCAUGUCCACCACGGAGAACCGCUUCAACAGCCUCAUCUCCAAGCUGCUCCAGCAGGAGCUCAGGGAGGAGAUGGGGAACGGUACGGAGAGCCUUCGCAACGGCACCCAACUGGAGCAGGAAGAUGGGGAGCUUUCUGCAGGGGUCGCAGGGCAACAAGCUAGCGCUAGCCAGUCACUCCUCUGCUUCGCUGGGGCGUGGCUCAUUUUUGGCUUCAUCGGAGUCUCAGAUUUUCAUUUCUAUUUUUAUUGCACAUGAGAAAUGUGGAGACGAAACAAGAUGGAGUAGCUUUUUGAAGUUGCAGAUGAGAUAAAUGCUGUUGUCCAAGUGAGGUAUGAAGAAAUAUCCCUUGUUGAAUAUGUGGGUGUGAGUCUGCUCUGCCAAACGUAGCAUUUUUUGAUGUCAUUUGGCUGAAACUAAUGAGUAUUGUUAGCUGAGAAAGACUGGCAUUGUUGAGGCAUCAUUUAUUUUUAGAAUAAUCUACUCAUAUAUGCCGUGUUGAGAUAAAAUAUGUACAAAUGAUGGUUUCUGAACAGCUAAGCCAGCGUCACGUUUUGCAGGAUUAAGCGGGUGUUGAUGAAAAUGUAUAUGUGAACAUGCAGUGUUUUGUUGCAUAAUGCUCAUUUUUUUAAUUAAUAUUAUGUAAUAUUCAUAGCAUUACAUAGUCUGUUACGAGUGUUUUUCUUUUCUUUUUUUAUGUAUUUUCAGUCACAUCUGAGUCAAAGUCAAAGGACCUGAGAGCUCGUGUAGUUAUCUCUGAAACAGAUGUGUCCUCUCUGCUCGUCUCCGUUCAUUCAACUCUAAAUGUUUCUGAUUCUGCAGCUUUUUUCCGUAAAUGCAUUAAUCUUCUUAUUUCAUGCGGCUCAGUGUCGUCGCUGCUCGUGUAUGCUGCAACUUAAUGGAGGGACUUUCUCGUUGAUUCUGCCUCCUGUGGAUGGACUGUUUUCACGGGCAUGAUCUCUCUCCAUAUUAUGGGGUUAUGGGUGUGACUGCCAUAUGGCGGAGCUGUGCAUGGGGGGGGGGGGGGGGGGGGUAGAAUAGUGUCUCUUUUGGGAUAAGCUUUCAUUAUAUUUAAAUAAAUAUAUUAACAUCUUCUCCACGCUGCAGCAGUUAUUUAUGUGCAAGGAUUUCACCACCAGCCGCUACGCUCUUUUCCCUCUGCUCAUUGUCAGUAGUUUGCUCAGACAGGCAGUGAUCCAGUUCAGUGAUGUAAGUAGACAGAACACUAUGUCACCUGAUAUAUUUUUCUAAAUAAAUAAAUAAGAAAAAAAUGGUUGCUGUUGAUCUUUUGAUGUGUCUGCUCACUACUUUCAUCCUGAGUCGAGGGGUUGACCCGUUUCAGUGAGUGAACAACAGUUAAUCUGGGAUUUGACUGC
This is a messenger RNA of Mugil cephalus (flathead mullet), 3410 nucleotides long. RefSeq names its product nyctalopin (gene nyx). The transcript is spliced from 5 exons. Bases 850 to 2292 code for a protein of 480 amino acids. The record is from RefSeq and is a predicted model, not a curated record. Gene Ontology annotation, molecular function: protein binding. Gene Ontology annotation, cellular component: plasma membrane. NCBI's taxonomy places the organism in Eukaryota, Metazoa, Chordata, Actinopteri, Mugiliformes, Mugilidae.